AUGAUCGCUCUGAAGUCGACCCAUCGAGCUGCUGCGCUAACGACCCUGCUGCUCCUGCCGAGUAUCCUCUGCAAACAAGAACUUGUCCAGAUUCAAGUGAUAACUCGACAUGGUGCACGAACAGCCCUGCCAAAGACAAAGAAGUUGCUUGAGGGGGGUAGCGCCCUGACGCCUCUGGGAGAGAAGCAACAUUACGACCUGGGACUAUGGUUGCGCAAAAGAUACAUCUCGAGUAAGGACGAUCCCCUGCGCCUGUCUAAGUUCGAUUACACCAAAGUUUACUUGAUGAGUUCUGAAUUCGACCGUACUAUGGUGUCUGCGACAUCACUCUUGACAGGACUUUUCCCCGAGGACAGCAGGAACAAUGAUGUGAUGGGUUAUUCUCUGCUCCCUGCAGGCACGCCUCGAGCAAACAUCCCGCUGCAUGUCAAGGAGAACGGAAGAGACAUCACGAUCCGAGCAUACGACAAGUGCCCGUCCUUUGUGCAAGACCUGCAACGCUUCUAUGAAACCCCGGAGUUCAGGACCAGACAGCAGGAGCACAAGGAUAGUGGACUCCUCUACAAGGUUGCCAAGUCGGCGACCCUGCAGAAGUAUGCUGAGGCUGACGAGGACGGGAGACACUUCAUACCGCUGACAGAGAUCUGGAAUGCUUUUGACGAGAUCAAUGUCGCCAAGACAGAGUGCUCGGAUGAUGCCGCCGGCAGCGGCACGUGCAAAGCUUUGACUGAGCCGUCAUUGCAGAACUUGCUGUCUGAAAGCGAGUGGUUGGAGCUCAAAAAGCUGGCGUUCUGGGUGGAGGCGAAGAAAUACGGACGGGAGAAUGCGGGGUCUAGACUGGGAAACAUUAUGUUGGAUAUUCUUCGAAGGAUGGGACCUGUGCUGAAGGAUGGCGAAAUCGUGACCACGAAAACUCCUGAAGAGCUCGACUCCUUUGUGCUUUACUCAGCCCACUACGCCACAAUCUUGGGAGCUCUUGCAGCUUUGGAUGUCUCUGCAUUUAAUGGUGACUUUCUGAAGGACAGAAUUCCGGAAUACGCCGCUGCUUUAAUAUUCGAGCUCUAUUUCGACAGCGAGACAAAAAGUUACUCGGUUCAAGUCUUAUUCAAGGACGGCGGGAAAGAAUCAGCAGAAUACCUUGCGCUGCAAGAAGACUGUGGCAAGACUGGGCCUUGUCCUCUCCAGGUGCUUGUGAAGCGGCUUCAGCAGAUGGGAUACGACGACGACCUUGGCUGGUGCAGGGUCUGCUCAAAUUCCGAUUCUGAAACUUGCCAACUCGGACGCUACCGAUCCACCCCGUACAGCGCACACAUCGCGGCGGCAGCACUCAGUAGCUCUGCUGGAGUGAUCUUGUUGUUCUGCUUGCUCUCGUUGCUCAGGAGGCGAUACAACCGCUACCUCAACGAUCGCCGAGCAAAAGCGCUGGACUCGAGUCAACUUGAGACUCUUGAACUCAAAUCGCACAAACGGGCUGAGCCUGAGGAUCGCUCGCAAGUCCAAGCGACCUCGACUACUCCUUCCUAUGAUGUCGCAUGA
Messenger RNA from Guillardia theta CCMP2712, 1536 nucleotides. RefSeq lists its product as hypothetical. Bases 1 to 1536 code for a protein of 511 amino acids. Lineage: Eukaryota; Cryptophyceae; Pyrenomonadales; Geminigeraceae. The record is from RefSeq and is a predicted model, not a curated record. Gene Ontology annotation, molecular function: phosphatase activity. Gene Ontology annotation, biological process: dephosphorylation. The transcript has a single exon.